AUACCUGUAUGAAGCAGAAUCUAAGUUGAUCAUUUCAAUAAUUAUUUUUAGUAAUUUGUAUCCAGUUUAACGGCUUCUUUUUUUUUUUUUUUGGAAAAAGUAUUCUCCUGGAUGUCUUUAAAUGGCCAACAUACCCCUUGUAUUACAUCAAGAGUGCAAAGUUCUAAAGUUGAAUGGAGUGGAGCUUCAGAAGCUACAAAUUGCUGGUCAGAAAAGACAGUAAACAGAAGCCAAUUGGUAGCUGCAGGAGGAAAUGAUAUGAAAAAGAAGUGUUUGGAUAAUGAGAGAGAUGCUCUCCUUCUUUUCAAAGCUUCCUUUCAAGACCCUUAUGAUUAUCUCUCUACAUGGAGAGCUGAUGAGCAUGACUGCUGUAAAUGGAGUGGAGUCACGUGCAGCAACCAAACAGGUCAUGUCACAGGGCUUGAUAUCAAUGUAUAUUGGCUUGAAGGUGAGAUAAGCCAUUCACUGCUUAACUUAACCUACUUGAAUCAUCUUGGCCUUUACGGUAACGCUUUUUAUGGAACCAUUCCCACCUUCAUUGGUUCUUUGACUCGAUUAAGGUACCUUAACCUUGGCUUGAAUCAUUUUAAUGGGACCAUUCCCAGGUCAAUUGGUUCCUUGACUGAACUAAGUUACCUUUCCCUUUCUUAUAAUUCUCUUUAUGGAACCAUUCCACCAGAGUUUGGAAACCUCACCAACUUGCAAGAGCUUCAUCUUGAUUCUGUUGGAAGGUGUAGAGUGGAAAAGGUAGAGUGGUUGUCUCAUCUCUCUCAGUUGGAGGUACUUGUAAUGGAUGGGGUUUCCCUGUCCAAAGCAAAUCAUUGGGUAGAUGUAAUUUCAAGUCUCCCAAAACUCUCAUGGUUAAGUUUACAGAGAUGUGAGCUGUCACAGGUCAUGUAUCCAUAUUCUUCUUCAUUUCUCAACUCUUCUUCAUCUAUUCAUACCCUUUAUCUCAAUGACAACAAUCUCAACUCGUCCAUGUAUCGUUGGUUGUUCCCAUUAACCAGCAAUAGCAUUCAAAUCCUUGAUCUUACCAGCAACAUGUUAGAUGGGAUACCCAAAUAUCUUGGUAACCUCUGUAGUCUGGAAUAUUUGUACUUCUAUAACAACUCUGCUGCUGUCAAAUUUCCUGAUUUUCUCAACAACUUGUCUGGAUGCACAUCCCUUUCAUUACAAGAGUUGUCUGCUCAAGGAAGCCAAUUUACAGGGCCACUGUCCGAUGUGAUCCAGAAGUUUGCAUCCCUACGAUACUUGUACCUAUCUGAUAAUCAGUUAAAUGGAAGUAUAAGUGAGAAACUGUGGGAACUACCCAGCCUCCAAAUUCUUGACCUUGCUUCUAAUAAUCUUACAGUUCCUUCCACGUAUCACUUGUCAGGCCUUUCUUAUUUAAAGUAUGUUGAUCUGAGCUCUUGCAAGGUAGGGCCUCGCUUCCCCAAAUGGAUUCAGACACUCAAAAAUCUUACCAGUCUUGAUCUUUCCAAUACUGGAAUUUCAGACGCAAUUCCUCUGGAGUUUUGGGACAUGUGGCCUUCUCAAUUAGAAUAUCUGAAUCUCUCUUCCAACAACAUUAGCGGGAAAGUACCAGAUUUAUCAUCAAAUUUUGACAAAGAUUAUUCAGCGAUAGAUUUGAGUUCUAACAGCUUUUUUGGUUCGAUACCCAAUGUUUCUUCCACGUUGUCAUCAUUAAAUCUUUCCAGAAACAAAUUCUCUGGAGGAAUCUCCUUCAUAUGCCAAGCUGUUGAUGGGUUCUUAUCAUUUCUUGACCUCUCUCAUAACUCAUUAACCGGACAACUCCCGGACUGUUUGUGGCAUUUUAAAUACCUAAGAGUUCUUAAUCUCGGACACAACAAUCUCUUUGGAAGUCUUCCUCCCUCUAUUGGAUCUUUGAUACAACUCCAGGUGUUGUAUGUAUACGAUAACAACUUCUCCGGAGAAUUGCCUUUGUCCUUAAAAAAUUGCACGAGUUUAAUCUCAUUGAAUUUGGGGGCCAACAAGUUUUCUGGUAAUGUGCCUGUUUGGAUAGGAGAAAACCUAUCAGGGCUACCUGUCAAUGAACAAUCUCCAUGGAAGCAUCCCCUCAUGUUUCAGUAA
Molecule: messenger RNA, 2091 nt
Organism: Lactuca saligna
Lineage: Eukaryota; Viridiplantae; Streptophyta; Magnoliopsida; Asterales; Asteraceae
Source: the annotation of a GenBank genome assembly